Messenger RNA from Penaeus monodon (black tiger shrimp), 1379 nucleotides. Its product is annotated as putative transferase CAF17 homolog, mitochondrial. Gene Ontology annotation, molecular function: protein binding. The transcript has 2 exons. NCBI's taxonomy places the organism in Eukaryota, Metazoa, Arthropoda, Malacostraca, Decapoda, Penaeidae. Gene Ontology annotation, cellular component: mitochondrial matrix. The coding region runs from base 187 to 1230 and encodes 347 amino acids. The record is from RefSeq and is a predicted model, not a curated record.
UUCAUCGCCAGAAACUCAUACAUAAAGUUAUUGUCAAGAGAUAAUUUCAUAAACACUAAAGCAAUCUGUUGCAUCAUUUGCUCAGAAUUUCGGCCGAGAGCACAUACUUGAGGACUUCCCAAGAACCAGCCAUCUGAAGGAGCAAAGUAAAUACAACUUUUGGUAAUUUACUCCAGAACACAAAUCAUGUUGCAUGUAUUUAGUAGAUUGUGUUGCCAGACAGCACAUGUUGGAAGAAACUGGGCCAGCAUUUCUUAUUCCAUGCAAAGAAAUCUUAGUGCUGAAGUGCAGUCAAACAGAAGCUUAGCACAGGUAAAUGGCAAAGAGGCUUCUGCUUUCCUGCAAGGUCUUGUCACAAAUGACAUGAAUCACCUGUUAGAAGGAGCAACAAGCAUGUACUCAAUGAUGCUCAACACUCAAGGCAGAGUUGUCUUUGAUACCAUUAUUUACAAGAGGCAUGAGGAGAGUUAUCUAGUUGAAUGUGACCGUGAAAAAUUAGACCAUUUAGUGAGGCAUCUGAAGAUGUACAAAGUGCGGAGGAAGAUUGACAUUAAACCUCUUGAAGACUUCAGUGUGUGGGCUGUGUUUGAACCUGAAUUAGAUAUGGACAGUAUUACACAGGUUGAUGUAGAGUCUUUAUACCUCAAUCCAAAAGCAGAAUCUGAGGUCCUCCUGCACUUAAAAGACACUGUGAGUGAUGUCAUUGUGACAAGAGAUCCGAGGAUGAAAUAUCUAGGACACAGGCUUGUUGUUCCAGACAAAAGUCAUAUCACAGACAUUGUAUCAGAUGUAGAACUUGGUAAAGAGAUUUUCAAGUUUUUACGUUAUAAGUUAGGUGUCGGUGAGGGGCUGCAGGAGCUCCCACCAACAAAAUGCUUGCCACUUGAAGCCAACCUGGAUUAUCUUCAUGGAGUUAGUUUCCACAAAGGCUGUUACAUAGGGCAAGAACUUACUGCCAGAACUUUCCACACUGGUGUUGUGCGCAAGACGUUAUCAUGCCCUCCUAUUUCCCUUGUUGAACUUUCUACUCUUGCUUAUGAUACAAAUAUAAUUAAUGAGAAGGGAAAAUCUGUAGGUAAGGUUCGAGGAAUAGAGGGUCAGUAUGGGAUAGGUCUUUUAAGAGUUAAAGAAUGCUUAGCUGCAGAAACACUGAAAGCCAAUGAUAUGGUUGUAAAAACAUUUAGGCCUCCAUGGUGGCCCAUUGAAGCCUCAAAAGAAAAAAUGAAUUAGUCCUAAUGGCUAAGCCGAAGAAGGAAUGGAUUGAUAAAGCAGUACUUAAACUGUUCAAAAUCAUUUAAAUGUUAUUUCUGAUCAAAAUACACUCCAAAGUAAUAAGUGAGAUUCUAGGGAGACAAAAAAUAUAUUUGUUGUAUAGCAUA